AAGUAGUACCUAGGCUUCACCAUAAUCAAAAGAUCACAUCAAUCUUCAAUCAUUUCCAGUGACAAUUCCAAUGGAUUUCCACAGCCUCACAAGGAGAGAGCUCCAAGCUCUUUGUAAGAAGAACAAAAUCCCAGCUAACAUCACUAAUGUCGCCAUGGCUGAUGCGCUCGCUUCUCUCGACACUGUCGAUGGUAUUGAGGAGUUCCUGAAUCCAUGUGAAUCGGAAACUGCAGACUCCGCGUCCAUGGUGUCUCCUGAAAAGUCGAAAAAAGUAUCAGCGAGUGUACCUUGUACCUCGACUAGGACUGGCGGGAGAGCAAGAGGAACGACGGCCAAAGCUGUCAAUGAAGCAAAGGUUGAGAUGAUUGAGACUCCUGCCUUGCCAACUACCAGAAGAAGAAGGGCUGCAGCAACUUCAGUUCGUUCGAAAUUGGAAACCUCAAUGAAAGAAUGUGAAUCAGAUGAGCACAUUGGUGAUCAGGUUGAGAUGGAAAAGAAAGAGGUUCCAAAGACACCAGCAGCUGGGCAUACUAGCCGAAGAAGGGAAGUGAAGGCAAAGACUUCAGUCACGCAAGUGAAUAGCACCCGUCGAUCAACUAGGUUAGCUGGGAAAACUGGCUCUGAAUCAAUCACACAAGAGAACGAAAAAUCGGGAUCCAUUACGUAUGAUGCGUAUUCGGAAGACGAUAAUGAAAAUUUGGAGGUGGACUCUAAGCAGCAUUCUAGUCAUGAGAAUGAAGAAUUAGAUAGAAAUGGUAUUGAUUUGAAAGCAGCAGAAGAGAGUUUGGAUGUCGAUAAAGCUUCAGAGAUUUUAUCAGUUCAAGAUUCAAAUGUCUUGGUAGAAAACUUAAUGGAAGUGGAAGUUGGUGUUCAAGAAGUAAGUGCCGAUAGCCUUGCAGUUGAUGUCUUGAACAAAGAAGCAGAAAAGGGCUUGGAGGUAGAAGUACCGUAUCACAGUAACAACGGGCCUGAAGAAGUAUAUGCAAAAGAAGAUAAUGUACUUGAAAACGGGAUUCAAAUGGUUUCUGGCGAAGAGGAAUCUGGGGGUCUGCAUUCUAAAAUGAUGGACGUUGAGCUCCUUGAAGAUAGCGUUGUUGAUGCAUUCAACUCUGAGAAUGAGAAUCAAAUUGAGUCCAUGAACGAAGUGAACGGAAAUAAACAAAUAGAAGGAUCUGCUGCAAAGGAAGUGAAUGAUGGAGAGGGAGAAACAAAAGACGAAGAUAUUCAGAACAAAAGCCAGGAGUUGACCCAAGAAAAUCAACCCCACUGGGACGAAAUCUUUGAUUUUGAGGAAGAUAAUGUUGCAGAGGAAAACCAUGAUGAUGAGAUAUAUGAAUGUGAAGUGGAUGAUGGAACAGAAUCUAAUUCUGACGAUGCAGGAGAAGGAGAGUUGAUGGAACACAAGAAAGAAAAGGGGGAGAUAAAUGUUAGUGGAAAUCUUCAGUGUUUGAAAGAUGUUUCAGAAGCUAAUGUAGAGCUUCCUGGAGACAAACUGAUGGACAAAUCUGAAGUUGACGGUGAUGAGGCUGAUGUGGAUAAUACUGCUGCUGCUCCUCUUUUCCCCUUGGUUUCUCUUGUUCCUAAUGCCAAUUCAAUGGGAGAAGUUGAAAGUUUUAAUGCAGAAACUAACUUGGAUGUUCUUGAUAUGAAUUUGUUCGGGCAGUUGAACCGUGAGAUGGAGGCUAAGGCGAGUGAAGGUCUUCAUCUUCUGAAAGAUGUUUCAGAAGCUAACAUAGAAUUUGCUGGAGAAGAACCCAUAAAAGAAUUUGAAGCUGAUGAUGCACAGGCUGAUUUGGAUCCUGCUGCUCAUUCCCCUGUGGCUUCGCCUAUACCUAAUGCUGCCUCAAAAUCUGUCUCCACUUUGAUACUGGAACCAGUGCAUAUUCCGUCUGCCUCGACAACAGUGAACCCUGUUCUCAUCACAGAAACAAGCUGUUUGACACCAGUGAAGAUAUCUUCAAGCAAGACACCAAUGAAGAAGUCCAUGAGCAAAGCAUCAGCAGCAACAAAAGUGGCUCAGAUCCACGAUGACAAGGAGAAUAUAGAUAACAGUGGCAGAAAAUUCGUCCUGACAAAAGAGAAGUUGAAGAAAAACAAAAACAAUGCUGGCAAUAACAGUAAGCAAUCCUUGCAAGAUUUAAGCUUGAGGCAGCUUACAAAAAUGUUGAAAGAGAUGCAUAUUUCAAAAGAUCCUAAAAUAAUGGAUAGCACUAACACAAAGGCGGCAAGUUCAAGACCAGCUUUGCAGACACUUCCAGAAAAUCGCUUGAUGGGUGAAACUGAGAAGUGAGGCUUACAAGGCAAACCAUUUUGCCAUACAUUAACUUAGAGAGUGGAAUGAUAGAAUAUAACUAGUCUUGCAAACCUUCUUGGUUUGCCCUUCAGAGAUGUAUCAAAAUUGUGAUCGCUCUUAUUUAUGCUUCCUUUGAGUUUAUGAAAACUUAUGAAGUUUAUUCUAGUAA
This is a messenger RNA of Nicotiana tabacum (common tobacco), 2462 nucleotides long. RefSeq lists its product as uncharacterized. The record is from RefSeq and is a predicted model, not a curated record. NCBI's taxonomy places the organism in Eukaryota, Viridiplantae, Streptophyta, Magnoliopsida, Solanales, Solanaceae.